GACUCCUGGAUCCGGCCCAGGCCAGAGCGUGGGAGGAGGGCAGAGAGGCCUUUAAAACCCGAGGGCCCAACCCCUGUGUCUUCUGCAGGCCUGGGACAGACAGAAGGUCUCCCUGGUGAGGAAUCUCAUUCUGGGGGCUGCCUUGCUUGAGAAUCCCAGAGAUGAACGGCUUUCUCCCACUGGCUUGGUUCCUCAUUUGUAGUGUUCCUGCUGUAGGCGGGGGCUUGCUGGAGCUCAAGUCCAUGAUUGAGGAGGUGACCAACAAGAACGCCUUGAUGAGCUAUGGCUUCUACGGCUGCUACUGUGGCUGGGGUGGUCAAGGGAUCCCCAAGGAUGGCACUGAUUGGUGCUGCUGGGCCCAUGAUUACUGUUAUGGGUGGCUGGAGGAGAAAGGCUGCCAAAUCAGGACACAGCCAUAUACAUACAGAUUUGCACAUGGACGGGUCACCUGCGGGUCUGGGUCCCUCUGCCAACAGCAGCUCUGCACCUGUGACCAGAAGCUCGCCUACUGUCUAAAGAGGAACCUGAGGAGCUACAACCCUUUCUACUUAAACUUUCCCAAAGACGACUGUUGAUUGAGGCUUUUUUCCCCUUCUAUACCACGGAGCUCACUCAUGCUGCUGGGUUCUUUGCUGUUAGGCUCUUGAGAGAGGCUCCUGAUCUCGGCCCUCCUUCUCUCUCCAUGGCCCAUGGGGCUUGGAGGAGCCCCACGGCCACUCUUCAUGCUGCACAGAGUCCCAGGAGAGGAUCUCUGCUGGUAGGACAUGGUAAGGUCAGGGUCCCUGACCUCCGCUUGUGAGCUCGCCCCUAGCUCCGGGCUGGCUCUCUCCCCCUUACCCUGAAGACAGCACCACCCCCCAAUCCAGGAAGAUGCAUUUACUUUCCAGUUUCUGUAAUCUUGGAUUCUCACCACCACCCUCUAGAGAAUGUUUGCUCAAGGCAGAAGCCAAAUUGACCCUAUAAGUCUGCCAUAGAGAUAUUAAAUAAAAUUUAUUCUUAAGACAAAA
This is a messenger RNA of Mustela lutreola (European mink), 1007 nucleotides long. RefSeq names its product phospholipase A2 group V (gene PLA2G5). The coding region runs from base 162 to 575 and encodes 137 amino acids. The transcript has 5 exons. Gene Ontology annotation, biological process: arachidonate secretion; lipid catabolic process; negative regulation of T cell proliferation. Gene Ontology annotation, molecular function: phospholipid binding; calcium ion binding. The record is from RefSeq and is a predicted model, not a curated record. Lineage: Eukaryota; Metazoa; Chordata; Mammalia; Carnivora; Mustelidae.